CCUCUUGUGAGACGGAACGAGACUGACGGACUGCUGCUGCUGCUGAGACGAGGCAGACGACAUAAGACGACCCAGGAGUUCCCUUUGAAGUCCGACCAUGGCUGCAACUCUUCGUCAGACACCACUCACCUGUAGUGGCCAUACACGACCUGUGGUGCACCUGGCCUUCUCCCAGAUGUGCCCUGAUGGCUACUUUUUGAUCUCUGCCAGCAAAGAUGGAAAGCCAAUGCUUCGUCAAGGCAACACCGGAGAUUGGAUUGGUACUUUUGAAGGUCACAAGGGUGCUGUAUGGGGGGUAGCUCUCAAUUCAGAUGCCACGAGGGCAGCUACUGCUGCUGCAGAUUUUUCUGCUAAGAUUUGGGAUGCUGUGGCUGGAGAAGAACUACAUACAUUUAGUCACUCCCAUAUUGUCAAGAGUGUGGAUUUCUCUCCCGAUUCUACAGAGUUGUUAACCGGAUCAAAUGAGAAAUUGCUCAAGAUUUUCGACCUAGGCAAACCAGAAGCAGAGCCUCAAGUUUUCUCUGGUCAUACUGGAGGUUUAAAACAUGUCCUCUUCAUGAACCAGGGUAAACAAAUGUUAAGUUGUGCAGAAGAUAAAACUGUUCGAUGCUGGGAUAAAGCUUCUGGCCAGGAGGUUCGAAAACUAGAAGUAGCUCAUAACCCCACAAGCAUGGAAUUAGCUGCUGAUGGACAGAUGCUGACGUUGACGUAUGGUUCUAAAGUGGCUUUCCUCAACCCAGAGACCUUAGAGCAACAAAAAGAAAUCACUGUCCCCACAACAGUUUACUCUGCUUCUCUGCACCCUGGACGAACUUUCUUCAUUUGUGGUGGAGAAGAUUUUAAGAUGUACAAGUUUGACUUCAAUACAACAGAAGAGAUUGAAUCUUUCAAGGGCCACUUUGGUCCUGUUCACUGUGUACGCUUCAGUCCUGAUGGAGAGCUGUAUGCUUCUGGCAGUGAGGAUGGUACCCUGCGACUUUGGCAGACAACUGUAGGAAAGACCUAUGGAUUGUGGAAGUGCAUAGAUGCCACUGCAAAUGACAUUAAUACUACUGUAAAACCAGAGGCCACUGCUUAAUGGGUAUCUAGGCUUGAAAAUAUUGCUAACAUCUUCAUUACAGAGUCAGUUUAAUGAUGAUUUAUUUAUUUGAGAGAUUUUUUAUAAUAUGGUGCAGUAUUUUGUAUAUGAAUGAAGUUGGAUCACUGUAUUUAAGUGAAAAUGAAUUUCUGUGCAAUGAAUUUUAGUAUGUAUGGUGUAGCACAGCAGCAACAUGCAUUGCUUAAGAUACACAAUGGCUGGCAAGGUAUUUAGGGUUACUUUUUAUAAGUCAGCAAUUAUAACAAUUAUAUUUGCAUAGACUAUAGAUGGUAAAUUGUGUGAACAUUGAAAGGAAAAAUACAUGCCUAAUUUCAGUAGAUGCUGAUUUGGUGUCUUGAAGCACGAGUGUGUGCAUGCAGGUAAGAUUCCAAAGCACAUGAUAGUGACUUUAUUCCUGAGCAGAGCGAUGAUAUAAUAGAGUUCUCUUUCAUAUAGGUUCUGUUUAUUUCUUUGGUUUACUGAAUACAGUACUUUAGUUUUGGGUAAAUUCAUAUGGAGAUGUUGCAGUAAAUAGCCUACUCAUUAAACCUACAAAAUAUUUUAGUUGAUGGUAGAUUGGAGGUUGGCUGUAUUUCUUGUGAUGAAAUGUAAUACGAGGAAAUACAGUGGGAAUGUAGAAGCACCAAAAGUAUUUUGGAAAGAAGAAAGAAAAUUAUAAUGCACAAUUAUAUUUGCAUUUGAUAUUAGAACAGAAUUUUGGGGUAUGAUUCCUAGGGACUUUUGGUGUCACAGUACAGUAUUUUUAUUGCUUCUAAAUUCACUAAACGUGUUAAUAACCUCAAGUAGUUAAAUCAUGCAACAGCUCAUCAGUAAGAGUUGCCCAGACAUAUCCAAGAAAAAAAGAAGCUUGACAGUAUUUAAAAUUCAUAGUACAUAUACAUUGUCACCCUUAAUUACAAAGUUGGUAGUGCUGUGGCAUCAUUAUUUGCUUAGGGAAACCUGGCCCAGCUCACCAUUUCAGUCUUUCUGGAAUUACAAAAGCGUUUGGAUAUAAUUUUGUCAGUAGUACAUAUUCGGCUUAGGCCUUUUAUUGAGCAAUUUUGCCCUAUGGUGUGUGUAUAUCCAGUGACUUCCAUAUUCAGUCUUCCCUGAGUUUUAACAUAUUCCUCUUAACAUUUCCUGUGGCACCAGGCUUUCCAUGUUCAUCAGUCCCCCCCCCCCUCUCCUCGUAAAUCCCUUGACACUUGCUGGAAACAUUUUUUAUCUUUAUAACCUUAACAACAGUUGGUCCAAAUCAGUUAUACAUAACUGUAGGUUUAUUUUAGAAUAUAUUGGUCAUAGCAAGUAAAUUGAUAGUCCUUUAAUCAUUGCUAAGAUUUUUUGAGUGGAAUUAUUUCUUUUUAAUUUGGCAUUCAUGCGUGGUGAAAUAUUCACUUAUAAUAAAACGGCCAGGUAGGCACAUUAUCAAGGAUUGAAAUAUCAUGCUGAAAGGUAUUUUAACUAAAAUAGUGAAUUACUAUUUUCAUAUGUUGAAGGUUCCUUUCAUCAUAAGCACUUGUAUAGCUAGGGGAAUGAGCUAGCUUUUUGUGCAUUAAAUUUUACAUGUCAUUUAUUUUGAACAACUAUGUAAUACUACCAUCCAGUCUUGUAUUUAAUAUGUUGACAAGAAUUUUACUAAGAUGAAGGUACAGUACCCAUUGUAUAAUCCAUUCAAUAAUGCAUGUGCUGUGUGUUAAGAUAUUGGAGCCUUUUUUUAUUCAUUCAUGGAUAUUAGUGCUAGUUUUCCAUUUUUUUUUUCUGGUACACAUUUCUUUGUUGUCAUUUUAAUUUUCAGUUGCUGGCUUUAAUUGGGUUCUCAUCCCAACUGAAUGGAAUUCUGCUAAGAGAGUAUUGAAAUGAAGAAUGAUCAUGGACCAUUAGCUUAUAAAAUCACAGUAUAUUUUCUUAAACUUUUUACGUUAGGGAUCUAAAAAUCUUUUGCUCACAAAUCUGUGUUAAUAGUUUUUUAACGAGAUUGAUUGUAUGCAAGCAUUUCAGUGAAUUUAGGAAUUUAAUUUCAUGCAGUUUUUAAGCAAGACUUUAGUUGAUGAUUGAUAGUAUGUAUAAUGAUAUCACUUUCAGAAAAAUAGAAAGUACCAGUCAGUAUAUAAAUAUAUAUAGGAAUGUUAAGAAAAUUAGGUAUUGCAAUAUUAUGAUAUUUUUUUACCAAUCCUCUUGUUGUGCCUUAGUAGCAAGUACUCUUGGAUAUUUUUGAAAGACUGAAAAUUAUACUGAUAGUUUUUUGUCACUACGUAAAAUGUCCAUCGUGGAUGAUGACCAUCAGCAUGUAACUGGUAUGAAAAAAUGUAAAUUUUGUAUGACAAGGUAAUAGUUAUAUGACAAAAACCUAUUGUGUAACAAUCUCAUCAUUGUGAUCACUUUGUUAAACUGCAGUAGAUAUAGAAUAACAAGGGUUUUCAAUCUUGAAUUGUUCAGCUACCCUUGUUAUAUUAGUUUAGAGAGAAAAAAAUACACUACACUAUUUAGGGCUACCUCUGGUGUGGGGUCACACAAUGUUUAUUUAUAAUUUAUCCCGUAUAUAAUUUUUAAGUUAAAUGUUAAGAGAAAGGUUUUCAGUGGAAUCUCAAAGUAAGAAACAUUCCUAAUUUGGCAGUAUUUUUCCUGUUUUAUUUUGUACUGGUCAUUCCAUUGGAAAUUUCUGCUUAUACUAUAAAGGGUGUAAAUUUAUCUUUCCAACUAGUAUUAGGCUUGUAUUGCCAAAUGGUAUAAACAUUUCGAUUGAGGAGUGUAAGCAGAAGUUUAUGGUUAGACCCUAAAAAUGACUUUUUAACUCAAAGCCUAGUCAGCUGGUUGUUUCGGAUGUUUUACAAACAUAAACAAAAAACCCAA
Messenger RNA from Macrobrachium nipponense, 3928 nucleotides. It is a transcript of the gene wmd, whose product is annotated as serine-threonine kinase receptor-associated protein-like. The record is from RefSeq and is a predicted model, not a curated record. Gene Ontology annotation, biological process: spliceosomal snRNP assembly. The transcript has 6 exons. The coding region runs from base 98 to 1078 and encodes 326 amino acids. NCBI's taxonomy places the organism in Eukaryota, Metazoa, Arthropoda, Malacostraca, Decapoda, Palaemonidae. Gene Ontology annotation, cellular component: SMN complex. Gene Ontology annotation, molecular function: RNA binding; protein binding.